Messenger RNA from Plectropomus leopardus (leopard coralgrouper), 2136 nucleotides. RefSeq names its product selenoprotein M (gene selenom). Lineage: Eukaryota; Metazoa; Chordata; Actinopteri; Perciformes; Serranidae. Gene Ontology annotation, molecular function: oxidoreductase activity. Gene Ontology annotation, cellular component: endoplasmic reticulum lumen. The record is from RefSeq and is a predicted model, not a curated record.
GCACAUCAUCUCUGCCCCUCUAUAACGCUGAGUUACUCACCUUCAGACGUCUGCAGGUCCUGGAGCAAGUCCUGGUCCUGGCUCUGAACCAGGAGACAUAAUGUGGUUGAUCGUGUUGGCCAGUUUGCUUCACUGCGCCUCGGCCUACGAUGUGGAUCUGAAGAAACUGGAGGGGCUGGCGAAGGCGAGGGUGGAGACUUGUGGUGGAUGACAGCUGAACAGGCUCAGAGAGGUCAAAGCCUUUGUGGUCCAGGACAUUCCUCUUUACCAUAACCUGGUGAUGAAGCACAUUCCUGGGGCCGACCCUGAGCUUGUCCUCCUGAACCACUACUUUGAAGAGCUGGAUCGGAUCGCUCUGUCUGACAUGACGCGCUCUGAGAUCAACCAGCUGCUGGGAAAACUGGGCUUCUACAAGAAGGCUGAACCUGAGGACGAGGUGCCCGAGGAGUUCCGCUUCUCUCCUGCCAAAGACAGCCCGUUCAAAGACGAGGCACCGUACAAACCUGCUACUGCCUCUCUUGCCACAGAGAACGCCUCCUCCGAGCCCGACGCAGAGGCCAAGCAUACUGAUCUAUAACCCAUCAGAGUGCAAAAAAGUAGGAAUCUCACAGUACCACUAAGCCCUAAAGCUGCUCCACGACCAGCUGGUUAUUGCAGUUGAUAACAGAAAUGCUCGUCAUGGAUCAGCCCUUGGGUGAGGAUACAAUCUUAGCAUCAGCAAAAGGCCUUAAUAAAGGUCCAGUCUGAAUUUGCACAUAUUGUUCUUGCUGUUUGUUCUUAUUGUUUUGCAGCGAUAAUAAUCCAAAAGGCUGCUUUGUGAGUGCUUUUCCACUCUCUACACAAAGACUGGAUAUGUGUACGUUUUGUUUUGAUUUUUGGUCCAUCAUGUGUCUGCUGUUAUCAGGAUCUUCGCCUCUCUUGAGUUCUCUUGUGUGUCUGAUUGCCUCCUGCCUGCUGUGAAACUGAAUGAAGCCUCAGGCUGAAAACUGUCUGACUGGCCUGAGGCUGAUGCUGCAUGUUCUGGUGGGUUGGACUCGUACACACAAGAGGAUUCAGGUGGGAGCGUUGUAAAAGAAAAAAAUAAAACGUUUGAAAAAACUCAUUCUUUGUCUCUCCUUUUACUGUGUUGAAUGUUGAAGUCUCAUCAGGGUUCUCGCACAUUUUCAUGUUCACAGUUUCAGAAUGUUUUUAUGAAUUUUCAAGGACCCAUAUCUUUUGUUCUUGCCCUACUUAAUCUAAUGAUUGUAAUUUCAGCUAUCCAGCAUACACACGGAGGGACAGACGGGACGCAAGGAGAAAGAAAUGUGUGUGAUUGCAAACUUUACAUAUGAACACAUAUUGGAGCGACAUUACGUUGACAGCUUUAGAAAAUAAAUUUGCCAUUAUUUUACAUAACAUGGAAGGUAAUUACCAUAACGAUUUCAUUGCACGCAAAAAAUUUCAUGACUUUUACAAAAUUUUAAAAGAUUUUUACUGAUUCCAUGACUUUUUCCAGGUUGUCCAUGACCAUGGGGACCAUGUCUCAGGUUGUGUAGAUCUGGAGUAUGAAUAGAAGCAAAUGUGAAAUUUGAUAGAAAUAAUCUAAUAUGUAAAAUAUGUGUUUCAUGAGACGAUUAAAAGCAAUAAUCCCCAACACAUUCAUUUCUCAAAUGGAUUUGAUUUUAUUCACAUUUAACUGUGGUGCACAGAAACGUGAAAUUACAAUGUGUUUAAGCUCUUAUGUACAGCACUCGCUGCUCCGUGGAAGGUAUUUGUUUGUUUUUCAGCUGGCAGCGGUGAAAUAAUUCUCAAAUAAUUUCUCUAAAUCUACUCAAAGAGAGCUUUAAGAGAUAACUACCAUCAAUCAGCUCCGAAACGAUCAGAUUUUCAACAUCUUCUCAAAGGAAUCUUAAUUUUUACAAUAAAAAUCUUCAUUUAAAAAUUUUCCUUAGCUUCAAGUUGUAAAAUAUACAGUUGGUAGUUAUGUUCAGUCAUGAUUACUCAUGUUUAAACAGAAAGCCGGCUUUCGUCGGGCCCAUUAACUCAUCCAAAAAGUGACCCCAAUUAGUUUUAACAAAACAAAGUGAUAGCUUGAACUUUUAAAAGCAUAAUGUACACACUAACAAAAUAAAAAAUAAUAUAUUUUCAAAAAAAAAA